Messenger RNA from Botrytis cinerea B05.10, 2033 nucleotides. RefSeq names its product Bcap9 (gene Bcap9). The record is from RefSeq and is a predicted model, not a curated record. NCBI's taxonomy places the organism in Eukaryota, Fungi, Ascomycota, Leotiomycetes, Helotiales, Sclerotiniaceae. Gene Ontology annotation, biological process: proteolysis. Gene Ontology annotation, molecular function: aspartic-type endopeptidase activity. The transcript has 2 exons. The coding region runs from base 422 to 1720 and encodes 432 amino acids.
GGCAUCCAGCUUUGGCGUUUGAACCUUGUCUUCAAACUUGCAUAUCAAGUAGUCUUAAAGCUUCAUGCGCAAACUUCAUAUUUCUUCUACUUAUUCCUCGUGAAAAGCCGCGUGUUUUCGUUUUAGUCUCCAUUACUCUCUCUAUCUCCAUCCAUCUCCUUACCCGGAACACUCCAGGUUUCUUGGUUUUUUUAUAGUUGCAUUUUCAGUCAUCGUUCAUAUAUCUAUUUACAUUUCCUUCAUAAUAAUAUUGGGGCCGGCAUCCAUUUUUCUUUCUCAGUUCAUAUUUUCCAGCGAUCUUCUUUUCUCUUGUGGUCUGGUCUAUCUCAAGCAAUAGCAGUAGUCUUUCAUUCACACAAGCCAACCACCCUUUCUCUUUUUAUUAUACAACCACCUGGUGUGGCCCUACCAAUCUUUCAAGAUGCCUUCAUUACUUCAAGCAUUCUAUGUCCUCGCACUCAUCAACUUGGUCCUCGCCGCUCCACACCCAGCACAAAAGCGAAGCUUCAAAGUCGAGCGAGUCGCAAACCCUAAUUAUGUCGGUCGAACAGCUGGUGCUGGUACAAGAGCUCUCAUCAAAGCAUACAACAAGCAUUCCAUGACUCUCCCAGCAUCAUUGGUCGAGGCCAUGAACUCAGGUGCCAACCCAGCCUUCCCAGAAGGAAACUCCAAAGCCGCCACUGGAAGCACAACGGCAGUAGCCGCCGCCGCAAGUGGUAGCGCAGCUGCAGGAACUGGAAUUGUCGCUGCUACCCCAGAGAGUGGAGAUGUUGAGUACUUGUCGCAAGUCAACAUCGGUGGACAAACCAUGAACAUGGACUUCGAUAGUGGAUCAUCUGAUCUCUGGGUUUUCAGCACUCAACUCGCAACCGCUUCCCAAUCUGGUCAUCAAAACUAUGAUUCCUCUAAAUCAACAAGCUUCAAGGCAAUGCAGGGUGCUACUUGGUCCAUCUCGUACGGUGAUGGAUCCGGAGCUGCUGGAAACGUCGGUACUGACACUGUCAACAUUGGAGGAGCCACUGUCACUGGACAAGCAAUUGAGAUGGCUACCGCAGUCUCCGCAUCUUUCGUCUCCGACACCCAAUCAAACGGACUUGUCGGUCUCGCAUUCUCUAAACUCAACACUGUCAAGCCCACUCAACAAAAGACCUUCUUCGAUAACGCUAUGUCUCAAGGUCUCGCUCAACCAGUUUUCACUGCCGACCUCCGCAAAGCCGCUGCUGGAUCUUACGAGUUCGGAAACAUUGAUUCUACCAAGUUCAACGGAUCCCUCACCUGGGCUGCUGUUAACACCACUCAAGGAUUCUGGCAAUUCAGCUCCGGCAAAUUUUCCGUUGGAGGUGGCCCCGAGACCGCUGUACCAAACGGACAAGCUAUUGCUGAUACCGGAACCACUCUCAUGUUGGCUGACGCAAACAUUGUCAAUGGUUACUAUAGCAAGGUUCAAGGUGCUGUCAACAACCAAACUGUCGGUGGUGUUACAUUCCCUUGCGCUGCCACUCUCCCAGAUUUGGCUAUCGAUGUUGGAGGAACCUACAUGGCUACCGUCCGUGGUUCUGAUAUCAACUAUGCUCCUGUUGAUAACACUGGUACCACCUGCUUCGGAGGUCUCCAAGCCACCACUUCCAACCUCCAAAUUUACGGUGACAUUAUGUUCAAGUCUCAAUUCGUCGCAUUCAACGGAGGAAACAACUCCCUUGGAAUGGCUCCUCAUCAAUAGAGUCUUUUCUCUCUUCUUUUUAGAUAAUCGUUCCCGGUAUAUGUUGUAUAGAGUAGCAUAAUAGAGGCGCAUAGAUGUCGAGCUACUGUUUCGGAUGUUGGGAGAUGGGAGAUGAUCAAAUGGGGUGCAUGGAUUUAUGGGCAGGAGGCUGUGCAUAGGGAAAAAAUGGAAAUGUAUGGAAAGGAAACAAUUAAACAUUCACCAAGGAUAAGACUGAAUGAAUAUAUGAUUUCAUGUUUUGUAUCUAUAAUAAUUGAACUUUAUCUUGGAAGACUAGGUAAUCAAUGUUUAAUAUGCUGUCGUCUUAGGGACA